UGAGGCUAGGCUGGCACUUCCGCCCACAUGCCCGCUCAGCAAUCCUCAUUCCUCGACGCUGCCUCUGCCAUUGAGCACCUUCAGUCCUACUCCCGUUCAGAUGGCCUUUCCAUAACCGACCUCAUGGACUCUCAGGUCCAUGGCGGUCUCACCUACAAUGAUUUCCUUCUUCUCCCAGGCAAAAUCAAUUUUCCUGCUUCUGCCGUUCUCACUGAGAGCCGUGUAACUCGCAAUGUCACCCUCAAAACUCCGUUCAUCAGUAGCCCUAUGGACACGGUCACAGAAGGAGACAUGGCUAUUUCCAUGGCGCUCCUCGGUGGUAUUGGUGUUAUUCAUCAUAACCAGUCACCACAGUCCCAGGCGUCGAUGGUUCGUGCUGUAAAGCGACACGAGAACGGCUUCAUCACCGAGCCUGUUGUGCUUUCUCCCUCCAACCUUGUUGAGGAUGUUCUAGAUAUCAAAGCCCGACUCGGAUUCUGCGGUAUCCCUAUUACUGAAUCCGGUGCACUGGGUGGCGAGCUAGUGGGCAUAGUCACUUCUCGUGACGUCCAAUUUCGUGACCCCGCCACGCCUCUUUCCGAUGUUAUGACCACAGAUCUCGUUACCGCUUCCCAAGGCAUCACUCUCAUGGAGGCCAACGACAUUUUACGUGACUCAAAAAAGGGAAAGCUUCCCAUUGUCGACUCGCAAGGCCGUCUAGUCUCGCUUCUCGCACGUUCGGAUCUCUUGAAGAAUCAGUCCUAUCCCCUUGCCUCCAAAGACCCUGUGACGAAGCAGCUGUACGCCGCCGCUGCCGUAGGCACGCGUCCAUCAGAUCGGGACCGUCUUACUCUCCUGGUGGAAGCAGGCUUGGAUAUCGUCGUUCUCGAUUCCUCCCAGGGCAACUCCGUAUUCCAAAUCGACAUGAUCAAGUGGAUUAAAUCCAUGUACCCUAAACUCGAAGUCAUCGCAGGCAAUGUCGUCACUCGUAAACAGGCUGCGUCCUUAAUAGCUGCGGGAGCCGACGCCCUCCGUGUCGGCAUGGGUUCAGGCUCCAUUUGCAUCACACAGGAGGUCAUGGCCGUGGGGAGGCCACAGGCAACCGCAGUAUAUGCCGUGGCGGAGUUUGCGAACAAAUUUGGCGUGCCGGUCAUUGCUGACGGUGGGGUUGGGAACGUAGGUCAUAUUGUCAAGGCUCUGGCAUUGGGUGCUGGAGCCGUGAUGAUGGGUGGCCUCUUGGCUGGGACGGAGGAGGCGCCGGGAGAGUAUUUCUACCAUGAGGGAAAGCGAGUCAAAGCAUACAGAGGCAUGGGUAGUUUGGAAGCGAUGGAACAGGGCAAAUCAAGCUGUGGGCAAACAAAAGUUAAUGGCGCGCCCUCUACCGGCGGAUCGAACAAAUAUCCCAUCCUAAAGAAAUCGACGACCCUCGAAAAUGCAGCCACGUCGCGGUAUUUCUCCGAGAGCAGCGCCGUAAAGGUUGCGCAGGGCGUCAGCGGAGAUGUGCAGGACAAGGGAAGCGUCAAGGCCUUCCUGCCGUAUCUGUAUGUCGGUGUGCAGCACUCGUUCCAGGAUAUUGGCGUCCGGAACGUACAGGAGCUGAGGAGCUCUGUCAAGGAGGGCAAGGUGCGGUUCGAGCUGAGAACUGCCAGCGCGCAGGUUGAGGGUGGAGUACAUGGACUGAACUCGUAUGUGUUGGUUUUUUUUCACUGGCUUCCUUGCUGAUGAUACCUCCCAGCUACACGAAAAGGCUUUUUGCCUAGAUUAUGACUCAUGUAGCAUAGCUGUACGUUACCUUAGAAUACCGAUAUACACAUUUGA
This is a messenger RNA of Guyanagaster necrorhizus, 1797 nucleotides long. RefSeq names its product IMP dehydrogenase. Gene Ontology annotation, molecular function: IMP dehydrogenase activity. Gene Ontology annotation, biological process: GTP biosynthetic process. Gene Ontology annotation, cellular component: cytoplasm. Lineage: Eukaryota; Fungi; Basidiomycota; Agaricomycetes; Agaricales; Physalacriaceae. The record is from RefSeq and is a predicted model, not a curated record. The transcript is spliced from 3 exons. Bases 28 to 1701 code for a protein of 557 amino acids.